GAACUUCCCACAUUAAAAAAAACUGCUGUUGGGAUAUGGGCGGUUGUAGAGGAGUGGGGUAGGUCUCGUUCGGAGCGGUGAGUGAUGUAGUUUUCAGUCGUUACCAUGCCGUGGUCAGGUGAGCAGCGUGCGUUCAUUAUCGAGACUUUUUUCAAAAAUGGUGAAUCUGUAACUGCUACUUUGAGGGCAUUCCGUACAAGGUACAGUUUGUCGUCGUCUGCUAGUGUUCCCGACCGGAAAACAAUUUUGUCUUGGGUGCAAAAGUUUAGAGCAACAGGAUCUGCGCUAAAUUCAAAGAAGAAAGGCACAGCUGUCACCGUUAGAACCCCUGAAAACAUUGCUCGAGUGAGGGCGUCGAUCGAACAGAGUCCUACGCGUUCUGCGAGAAAACAUGCUUCUGCUCUUCAGAUUUCGGCGAGAACAGUGAGGCGGAUUUUGCAUACUGACCUCAAUUUGCACCCCUACAAGAUCAUGGUUGCCCAGGAAUUGUCCCCAACAGACUGGGGGCGACGUGUGGAAUGUUGUGAGGCGAUCCUUCAACAAGUGCCUCCCACUGCGGUUUUGUGGACUAGCGAUGAAGCUCAUUUUCAUCUGUCAGGGUGUGUGAAUAAGCAAAACUGCCGUUAUUGGGCAGCUGAGAACCCUCGAGAGCUUCACCAAAGACCCCUUCACAGCCCCAAGGUCACAGUUUGGUGUGCACUGUCGUCUGUAGGCAUCAUUGGGCCUUAUUUUUUUGAGGAGGGUGGUGUCACGAUUACUGUGAACUCUGAUCGGUACUGUGACAUGCUUGAGAAUUUUUUGAGGCCAAAAAUCGAAGAAUUCGGUGAGGAACAUGAACGUGAGAGCUUCUGGUUCCAACAAGAUGGUGCUACAGCACACACAGCCCGUCGUUCACGCGCUAUUCUCCAGGAGAUGUUCCCCGGGCAGGUGGUCUCCUUGCAUGAGCCCAUUCAGUGGCCCCCGCGCUCCCCCCGAUUUAAGCCCUUGUGAUUUUUAUCUAUGGGGUUACCUCAAGGCCGAGGUUUUCAAACAUCGUCCAAGGACCCUGGAAGACCUCAAAACCGCAAUCGAGGGAGAAAUCGCCCAGAUAACCUCCACCACACUUGAGAAAGUCAUGCGAAACUUCCACGAAAGGCUCAAUAUCUGUAUUGCCCGGCAAGGCCAUCAUUUAGACGAUAUUAUUUUUAAAACGUAGUUUGAAAAAACUACAUGAGGUAAUCUUUUUGAUAAA
This is a messenger RNA of Photinus pyralis (common eastern firefly), 1231 nucleotides long. RefSeq lists its product as uncharacterized. Gene Ontology annotation, molecular function: nucleic acid binding. Lineage: Eukaryota; Metazoa; Arthropoda; Insecta; Coleoptera; Lampyridae. The transcript has a single exon. The record is from RefSeq and is a predicted model, not a curated record. Bases 106 to 990 code for a protein of 294 amino acids.